AUGUUUACGUUCAUCGACGCCAUCCUGACCUUCCUGGCCCUUUUCCUCCGGACGCUACUCUGCCUUCCGAUCUGCGCGGAGGCGGACGAAGAAUCCCUGAUCGGCACUUUUGUCGCCAUCGACCUCCCGGCAUACUUCCGGGUCUUCACCACCAACGGCACGAAAGACAACAGUGCCUACAGCGCACGGCGUUCCGCUCCUGCGGAUAAGCUUACCGCGAAGUACCCUACCAUGGCCCAGCUCAAGCUGAACUUCGCCGAUGCCUUCGAGCGCCCCUCCAUGGAUCAGUUCAAAUACAACUUCGAGGACGUUUACGCCCACCCCUCCAUGGCCGAGUUCAAACUCAACUUUGAAGACGCCUACUCUGCUUCUCGCCCAAGGCAGGGGGCCCACCCCACUCCUUCCCGCAUGCCCAUUGCUCCCGCGCCAUUGCCCCACCUCAGGCUCGCCCUCAUUCGCGUUGACUACGGCCUCACGCCCACACCUCCCCUUCACAUUAUGCGGAAGAAGACCAAGCGCCUCGCGCUGCAGAACAUCUCCAACGUCUGUGCCGCGCCCGAGAAACGCGGUACGCCUCGCCGCUCGACGGAUUGGGGGAAGGCGCCUCCUGCUCUCACUCCCGCUCCUGCCUUUACGACCUCGUGGCUGGAUGAAGACGAGCUUCCCCGCUCUAUGAACGAUUUCAACAACCUCCUCGCAUCUCAACUUGCCUUCGGAUCCCCCCAAGUGCUUUCGAUGGACGAAGAAUCGGAUAUGCAUGGUGGAUAG
Punctularia strigosozonata HHB-11173 SS5 is the source of this 768-nucleotide messenger RNA. RefSeq lists its product as uncharacterized. NCBI's taxonomy places the organism in Eukaryota, Fungi, Basidiomycota, Agaricomycetes, Corticiales, Punctulariaceae. Bases 1 to 768 code for a protein of 255 amino acids. The transcript has 3 exons. The record is from RefSeq and is a predicted model, not a curated record.